CUGGUGCACACAACUGAUACACACACCUGGUGCACACAACUGAUACACACCUGGUGCACACCUGAUACACACCUGGUACACACCUGGUGCACACACCUGGUGCACACAACUGAUACACACCUGGUGCACACCUGUGCCCCUUGCUACCUGUGCUGCUGUGACGGUCCUCUGACAGACAGGUAAUUCUGUUUGUUUCCUCCUGCAGACCUGAGAUGAAGCCGCUUGAAAAAGAGAUUGAGGUCUCCUUAAAGUUCCCAGAUAACUUUGAGAAGUUGUCUCCUCCCAUCCUUCAGUUAGAUGAGCUGGAGUUUUACUACACUCCGGACCGUCCUCUCUUCUCUGGACUCAACGUGUCGGCCGACCUCGAGUCUCGCAUCUGCAUCGUCGGUGAAAACGGCGCGGGUAAAACCACCGUCCUGAAGCUGCUGAUGGGUGACUUAACGCCGGUCAACGGAAUGAGACAAGCCCACAGGAGCCUGAAGAUCGGUUACUUCAGUCAGCAUCACGUGGACCAGCUGGACAUGAACGUCUGCUCUAUAGAGCUGCUGCUCAACCGCUUCCCCGGUCGGCCAGAGGAGGAGUACCGGCACCAGCUGGGCGGGUACGGGAUCACUGGUGAACUCGCCACGAGGCCGGUGGCCAGUCUGUCGGGGGGGCAGAAGAGUCGCGUGGCCUUCGCUCAGAUGACCAUGCCGUGUCCAAACUUCUACAUCCUGGACGAGCCGACCAAUCAUCUGGACAUGGAGACCAUCGAGGCUCUCGCAAAGUCCCUCAACAAGUUCAGAGGCGGGGUCAUCCUGGUGUCUCACGACGAGCGUCUGAUCCGCAUGGUGUGCAAGGAGCUGUGGGUGUGUGAGCACGGGAAGGUGGGCCGCAUCGACGGAGGCUUUGACGAGUACCGGGACAUCCUACACGAGCAGUUCAAGAAGGAGGGUUACCUGUGAGGCCCCGCCCAUUUACCUGUGAGGCCCCGCUCAGUGCCUCAACAAGCCCCUGUUAUAGCAGCCAAUCAGCAGCCUGGAGGACGUUUUUUUUCUUUCCUCUGAACUGAUGUGCUGCAGGCCGAUUGGUCGAUUUCCCCUGGUGAUGUCAGUGAACUCUGGAGGAGGCGGAGUCUAUUUAAAGUCCAUCGUCACAUUAAACCUUUUUUCUGUAUCAUCGACUCUUUUAAAAGGACCCAACCUUAUAUUUACAUUCAGACACAAAACAAAUAAAUCCAUCAGAUCAUGGUCUGUUCUUCUUCUGCUGA
Messenger RNA from Gymnodraco acuticeps, 1249 nucleotides. RefSeq names its product ATP-binding cassette sub-family F member 3-like. Gene Ontology annotation, molecular function: ATP hydrolysis activity; ATP binding. Bases 213 to 944 code for a protein of 243 amino acids. The record is from RefSeq and is a predicted model, not a curated record. The transcript is spliced from 7 exons. Lineage: Eukaryota; Metazoa; Chordata; Actinopteri; Perciformes; Bathydraconidae.